AUGUGGUUGGUGCCAGUGGUCAUCUUCUCUGGUCAUUUGACCGCUAGCGAGCUAUUCUCCUCUAUGGCCGAAGUAAGAGGACUGCUAGAGACAGAGCAGAUGAUCGUCAACGUCAUCGACGGCUACGUCGCCAAGGAACGCAGUCGUCUAGAACUGCUUGAACGCAUUGUCCGAGAGCAUAAGCGACAGAGGCAAGAGUCCCACGACUACAAUCUGAUGAUCAGUAAUCCAGUUCAAGCGUUCUUACUCAUUUGCAGACUGAUGAACACCGAACGGCUCAUGCAUGGCAACGUUGCUGAAGAUUUUUUGGAGAAUAUCACUUUGGCGAAAGAGCGGUCAUCUGUCAAAUUUCCCACCGAGCAUGAUCUUGAAGGAGCGGCAGUCGCCCUGCUAUGUCUCCAAGACACGUGCCAACUGAACACUCGCGAAAUGGCUGAGGGUCUCAUUCCUAACGCCCCACUGGAACAGAAUAUGACAGGUAUAUAUGCUUUGGUCACGGUUUCAUAUGGGAAGCAGCCAACGCCAUUUAUCUUUCGGGAACAAGGACUACUACCACGCCCUGAUGUGGAUACUAGAAGCGCUGGAUCGCUGCGAACGGAAAUUCUGCCAUCCACAAACAUCAGCGAUGUCCUAGAAAUUUUGGCGCACUCCCAGUACUAUCAGGGAAACGUGAAGCAUGCCUUACGGACGAAUCGUCUUCUGCUGCUGCAGCCGAAUCAUACCGUAGCGGCAGACAACAUAAAAUUAUACGAGAACAUCCUGGGUAAGACUGAACAGAUAUCAAAGAAUUCUGCUUUGCCACCACUUAGCAACACACGGGAUAGAAACACACCUGAAAUGGACAAAUAUGAAUUCUUAUGUCGUUCGGAAAGCCCGAUGGUAGACAUUUUUGAAUUCUGUUCAAGUACUGUUGCAUUUCGAUUUAGAACCCAACAGUUGCCAAAGACUUGUACUGUUACCUGGUGUGAUCGACCAUACCUAAAAUUCGCGCCAUUCAAAGUAGAAGUUUUAGCUCAAGUACCGAAGAUUGUGCUUUUCAGACAGGUCGUAUCAAAUGACGAAAUCGCUAUUCUCACGGAUCUGGCGAAACCGCUCCUACAGCGAGCACUGGUGAUCAACCGUGAAUCCGGGAAGUUAGAAACUACUGACUUCCGAGUGGCCAAAACGUAAGA
Soboliphyme baturini is the source of this 1172-nucleotide messenger RNA. The record is from the annotation of a GenBank genome assembly. Lineage: Eukaryota; Metazoa; Nematoda; Enoplea; Dioctophymatida; Soboliphymatidae.